Molecule: messenger RNA, 4032 nt
Organism: Hyla sarda
Lineage: Eukaryota; Metazoa; Chordata; Amphibia; Anura; Hylidae
Gene: STAG3
Product: STAG3 cohesin complex component
Exons: 33
Coding region: 110-3790 (1226 amino acids)
Biological process (GO): sister chromatid cohesion
Cellular component (GO): nucleus; chromatin; cohesin complex
Molecular function (GO): chromatin binding
Source: RefSeq, a predicted model, not a curated record
UUCAUCCCCUGUUGCCGGGUGGAGCUGGCGGUGGGCGUGGUUUCAGGCUCCCUCAGUGUGUGGCGCGUCAGUACGGCGGCUGAUCCCGGGCGGUGAGCUUUUCCUUAAGAUGUCGUCUAAUGCCGCACACACUUCAGGAGCCUCUUCUCCUUCUUCAUCUCUUCUUUCAGCUCACAGUUUCCGCUCACAAUCACUUGUGCGGGAAAUCACCACCGGAUCAUCCGCCAGUGAUGAAGAAAGAGGAGGCACACAGAGUACUGGGGAGGAGCCAGAAUUUAACCCGGAUCCGGACAGUUUUGUAGAAUUCACUUCUGAUGAUGAUGGGAGCGACUUUGAAGAAACAUUGAAGAAAAAACCCCGGAGAUCUGUGAGAUCUACUGUGAAGCAGACCCAGGCCACAAAGCAACAAAAGAGAGAUAGCAGAGUCGACGAGGACCUGUUUGAAGCUCUCAGACUAGGCAGAAGUGCCAUACAAGCACUGGUAGAUGAAUGGCUGGACAGCUACAAGACAGACCGCGAGGCGGCUCUUCUGGGGCUUAUCAACUUCAUUAUCCAGGCUUGUGGGUGUAAAGGCGUGGUGACUAGGGAGAUGAUGGAGACCAUGCAGAACGCUGACAUCAUCAGGAAAAUGACUGAAGACUUUAAUGAAGACUCUGCAGACUAUCCUCUGUCCCUCAGUAGCCGGCCAUGGAAGAAAUUCAGAGUGAAUUUUGGAGAAUUUCUUGGCAUGUUGGUCAGCUGCUGUCAGUACAAUAUCAUCUAUGAUGGGGUUCUUAUGGACAUACUUAUCUCCUUCCUCACCGGACUCUCCGAUUCCCAAGUACGGGCCUUCCGACAUACCAGCACAUUCGCAGCCAUGAAAAUGAUGACAGCCUUGGUGAAAGCAGCGAGGGACCUAAAGCAUCACUUUGACACGAGCCAGCGUCAGUUUAAUGUGGAGCGAUCGAAAAGUCCAGAGAAGAGAUCAGCGGAGAGGCUGGAGACACUUGUUGAAAAGAUGAGAGAGAUGCACUCCAACUUGGAGGACAUUGCUAACAUGAUGAAUUGCUUAUUCAAAGGCGUCUUUGUGCAUCGCUUUCGUGAUACCCAUUCUGACGUCCGAGCCCUCUGUAUUGAAGAACUUGCCACUUGGAUAACCACUUACCCCCAGUCCUUUCUGAAUGACAGCUAUUUGAAGUAUCUGGGGUGGAUGCUGCAUGAUAAGCAGGGACACGUCAGGUUACAGUGUCUGCGAUGUCUUCAUAAACUCUACAGUGUGUCUGAAUGGGUGGGAAAGUUGGAGCUUUUUACCAGCAGGUUUAAGAGCAGGAUGGUGUCUAUGACCCAUGACAAAGAGCAUCAGGUCUCCGCAGAAGCCGUACAACUGAUCGGACUCAUUUACAGAAAUAUGGAAAAUAUUCUGAGCACAGAAGAGUGUGACAGUAUUAACCCUUUAGUGUAUGUAGCCAAUCGAGCCGUAGCCGCUGCAGCAGGGGCGUUUGUUUACCAUAGGUUAUUGGAGGCUAGUGACGACGAGGAAUCUGGGUCCGAGCACAGCGGUCGUCGCAGUUCCAACACAUCCUUCUUCCAUCUGCUCAUUGAUUUCUUCAUUUCCAGUGAGCUACAUGAACACGCUGCCUACCUGGUGGACAGUCUGUGGGACAUUGCUUCAAUUCCAUUAAAAGACUGGGAGUGUCAGACCGAUCUGCUCCUGAUGAAGAAAACGUGCUUAGAUGACCAGGAGGAGAGCGCUCUGAUAAAGAUCUUAGUGUCAUCCAUUAGGCAAGCAGCAGAGGGGACGUCUCCAGCUGGCAGAGUACCUGCAAAGAAGAUUCUGUCUAUGAAGGAUAAGAAGAUUCAGGCAGAGGACAAAUUGAGGCUGAGCCGCCACAUGAUCGUGACAUUACCUCAUCUUCUGGCCAAGUUUUCAGCUGAUGAAGACAAAAUGACCGUGCUCCUAAAGGUUGUCCAGUACCUAGAACUAGAGAUUUACUCAACCGAGAGGCAGGAAAAGAAUUUGGACCUGCUCCUUAUCCAAGUGCAUGAUAUCAUGGAGAAGCACACAGAACCUCUGGUCCUGGAGGCCUGCUCUCGGGCCUUGUACAUUUUAUGUGACCGGGACCUGGCUUUCUCUAAGAGAACAGACAUUAUGCUUAGCCAGCUAGUGGACAAACUCACCGCCCAUUUCCAGAAUGAUCUUCCAGAUAUUUUGCAGGUGGCAGAUCUAGAUGAAGACGAUGUGUAUAAUACAGCAGCCACAAUGAAGAGGCUAUCUGCCCUGUACAGCGCUCAUGAUCUUACCCGAUGGGAAUUGUUUGAGCCCUGUACUCAUAUUCUACAGAAGGCCAUAGACACAUCAGAGGUUCCUGAACAGAUUCUCCUCCCAGUCCUUGUCUGCUGCCACUUCUCCCUGCUAUGGGAACUCUCACACUUCUCCAAGUCUCAGCCAUCAGAGGAGGAGCUGGCUGGUUUAAAGAAGAGGCUUCUAUUGUUCUUCAACAUGUGUCAGAGUCUACUCUCAGAUCUUCAUUGUAACGUGCGAGAACAGGCAUUUAAACUGCUCAGUGACCUCCUGGUGAUUUUCGGCGAUCACAUUGGCUGCGGUGAUCACUCCUAUCUUCAGCCGCUUUCCUAUUCACCAGACCUUACUCUCCAGGCAGAGCUGGCAGGGUUUCUUGUUGAUCAUGUGUUCACAAACUCUGAAGAUGAGGAUAGUGAUGAAGAAAGUCAUAAAAUCAACAGGCUCCAUGAGAGGCGUGUACUUCUGGCAGGAUAUUGCAAGCUGAUCCUGUAUAACACCCUUGAGCUCCGCUUUGCCAGUGAAGUCUUCAAGUACUAUGUAAAGUAUUAUACAGAUUAUGGAGAUAUCAUAAAAGAAACCUUAAGCAGGUCACGGAGAGUGAGCAAAGAAGAAAGCACUAGAACCAUAUUGCUGUGUCUGACCCAGGCAUACACAGGCUUCAGGUUAGAGGACGUCUCUUCUGACCAGCGCUUUUCACACCCUUUCCUUGAAAUCCGUGAUCUUGCAAGACGCUUCUCCCUUCUGCUGGGGCCUGACCAAGUCCGAAAUCGUCAGGACAUUGUCCUACUACACAAAGAGGGUAUAAAGUUCUCUCUGCGGCCUCCCCCUGAUGCUGCGUGGUCUCUGGACAACGUCCUCUUCCUGGAUGUAUUAAGUGAAUUCUCUCCUAAACUUCUUAAGCAAGACAAAGCUGCGCUCUUACAUUACCUUGAGGAGACCUGUCAGCAGUGCAUCCCCCCAGAGCAGGAUGUCACUGUCGAAGGUGAUGAAAUUUGGGCGCCGCUGCAUGCGUAUAAAAAAUCACUGGGUACAGAGGCUGAGCCCAGUCCUACCACACCGGGCACACGCCGGGCAAAGGAGAGGAGACAGGCUCGCUCACCCCAGUUCUCUCCCUUAAAUAAGAAGAGAAGGGUCAGCAGGGAGGAUUUCAGCAGUGUCCUGGGUGAUGAGGAAGAAGGGCAGUCACCUCUAAUGUCUUCUACCGUGCUGCGCAGGAGGAAGGCCACGCCAGCUACGACACAUGACAGAGAAGAAUCCGAUUCUGAUUUUGAUACCAGCCAAUCCUUCACUGUCCGCCGCCCACUGACGCAGAGGACACGAGGAGAAAAUCAAUUUGCCUUGCGCAGCAGUCUACGACGAUUGAGUUUAAGAGAGGAGGAGGAAGAGGCUGAAGAAGAAGAAGAUGAAGAAAUGGUGAUAGAGGACAGGGACAGCAGUGUGCUGUCUUCAGCAGGAGACGAGGAGGGGCCGGAUCUUCUGGAUUCUGCUAUACUGGACAGUGAAGAAUAAUGCAGUGUUCACAUUUGUCUGCAGGGCCUGCGGGUUAUGCCUUUUAUAUGAAUUAAUACGUUUUAUUUUCUAAAAUGCAGGUUUGUUCAUUUUGGAAAUGUGUGCAGGGAUGCAGCACAUUGCGGCUCUGCAGAACAUUGCACAUGAAUUUUCUUUGAAAUGUUUGUUGUAUUUUUUGCACUUUGAUGAAAUUACAGUUAUAGAAAGCUCCUGAGUUAUGUCUCAUUCUUUGAAGACAUAGG